Molecule: messenger RNA, 4616 nt
Organism: Rattus rattus (black rat)
Lineage: Eukaryota; Metazoa; Chordata; Mammalia; Rodentia; Muridae
Product: zinc finger protein 878-like
Exons: 4
Coding region: 135-2084 (649 amino acids)
Biological process (GO): regulation of transcription by RNA polymerase II
Cellular component (GO): nucleus
Molecular function (GO): DNA-binding transcription activator activity, RNA polymerase II-specific; RNA polymerase II cis-regulatory region sequence-specific DNA binding
Source: RefSeq, a predicted model, not a curated record
GCCAUUGUGUGUCCCGGCCAUAUUGUCGUCCAGUAUAUUUGGCUGAGGCCCCUAGAUCUCUCUCCUCCGUAUCUGUGUCCCCUCCACUGACUGCAGGAGUCGCAGGAGGACAACAGGACACCCAGUGACUGAAAAUGGAGCCAGUGACCUUGGAGGAUGUGGCUGUGAACUUCACCCUGGAAGAGUGGACUAUGCUCAACGCAUGGCAAAAGCAGCUCUACAAAGAGGUGAUGCAGGACACCUUGAGGAACCUGUGCUAUAUAGGAAACAAACGGGAACACCAAAAUAUUGAAAAUGAGUAUGAAAAUCUCUGGAAAAAACUAAGUAGUCAGUUGUUGGAGAAACUCUGUAAAUAUACGGAAGGUCAUCAGUGUGCAGAAAUCUUUACCUGGGCUCCAGAGUGUGCUGGGAACCAGAAAUCAUGUCCAGGAGUUCCCCCAUAUGAAAGCCAUGUCUAUGAAGAAGUGGUUAUUGGCCAUUUAUCUCUGAAUGUCCCCCCUCAUCCUCACCCAGGACACAAACCGUAUGACGUUCAGGAAUGUGGGAAAGAGUUGUAUAAACACAAAGAAUCUGGGAGCACCUCCAAUCCCUCCACACCCUUUCAGAAGCAAAGAAGAGUCCAUGCCGAGGAGAAACCUGAAAGUAGUCAUUGUAAGGAAGACUCUAGGUGUCUCAUCUCCAGUCACAGUGACGACAGGACAUCCAGUGGAGAACAGCACUAUGAAUGUAAGCAGUGUGGGAAAGUGUUCACUUCUUCCAGCUCUUUUCGAAGGCACGAGGAAUAUCACAGCCGAGAGAAAGCGUACGUUUGUAAGCAGUGUGGGAAGGCCUUCCCCUUUCCUAGUUCCCUCCAAAUACACGAGAGGAUUCACACCGGUGAGAAGCCCUAUACGUGUAAGCAGUGUGGGAAGACCUUCGCCCGCUCCAGUUCCCUCCUGACACAUGAGAGAAUUCACACCGGUGAGAAGCCCUACGUGUGCAAGCAGUGUGGAAAAGCCUUCACCGAUCGCAGCUCACUUCGAUUCCACGAAAUGAUGCACAGUGGCGAGAAGCCGUAUAAGUGCACGAAGUGCGGAAAGGCUUUCGCUUCUUCGGGCGCCUUCCGAAAACAUGAGCGGACUCACACGGGAGAGCAGCUCUUCGUGUGUUUGCAGUGUGAGAAAGUUUUCAGCUGCGAGAGUGCAUUCCGGACACAUAAGAUAAUUCAUUCUGGAGAGUGCGUGUGCAAGCAGUGCGGCAAAGCCUUCACCAGUCACAGUUCCGUCAAGUACCACGAACUAAUGCAUAGCGGAGAGAAACCCUAUGUCUGUAAGCAGUGUGGGAAAACCUUCAGGUCUCCCAAACAAGUUCAGAUUCAUAAACGAACUCACACCGGAGAAAAGCCUUACGUUUGUAAGGAGUGUGGCAAAGCUUUUACUUUCCUCGGCUCCCUUCAGUACCACGAGUUGAUUCACACCGGUGAGAAACCUUAUCUGUGUAAACAGUGCGGGAAAGCCUUCAGGUCUUCUCGUCAGGUUCAGAUACAUGAGCGAACUCACACUGGCGAGAAACCCUAUGUGUGUAAGCAGUGUGGCAAAGCCUUCUUUUCUUUGUAUCACUUAAGAAGACACGAAGUGAUUCACAGCGGCACGAACCCCUACAUCUGUAAGCAGUGCGGGAAAGCCUUCAGUUGGUUCAGCACCUUUCACAGCCAUAAACAGACUCACACUGGCGAAAAGCCCUAUUUAUGCAAGCAAUGUGGGAAAGCCUUCUGUAGUCGCAUAUCGUGGAGAAGGCAUGAGAAGGCUCACACGACAGUGAAGCCCUAUGCGUGCGUGCAGUGUGGAAAAGCCUUCCGUUCUCCUAGUUAUCUCAAAAUACACGAAAGGAUCCACACCGGGGAGAAACCCUUUAUAUGUUCUCAAUGCGGGAAACCCUUCCGAUCUUUUCGUUAUGUCAAAUCCCACGAGAGAAGUCACACUGGAGAGAAACCCUUUGUGUGCACAGAAUGUGGGAAAGCCUUCAGUUAUUAUAGCUCUUUCCACAGACACAGAAGAACUCACCAGACAGUAACCUUGAACACAGAGCUUGAAAAGACUUCAUAACACCCAUAAGAUUGCAUAUGGAGAAAAACUGUAAAAGUUAAGCGAGUGAAACACCUGGCUCUACUCAUGGGUAAAGGAAACUUUAGGCCAGACAUGGUGUGGCACACCCUUAAUCCCAGCACUUGAGAGGCAGAGGCAGGGAAUCUCAGAGUUCAGGGCCAACCUCACCUAUAUACUGAGUUCCCUAGUCACCCAUGACUACAUAGUGUAACUGUUUCAAAAAAAGGAAAAAACAUGUUUGUCUGAAGAGUUGUCUUCAUUGGUACAUGUGCACAUGCUUCCCUAGUAAAAUCUUUGCUUGGCAGAGCAAAAGAAACUCAAGAGUAACAAGUAGUGGCCUAGUCCUUUGACAAUGUUUCAGAUGUUCAUUACCCUAAAUGUCAGCAAUGGGAAAAAUUUGAUACAGAUUUUUGUUUAAGAAUGCUUUAGAAAACGAAAAAUCUGAAGAAACUAUGUAAAUAUAUUGAACAUACUGGAAUUUAUUAGAGAUUUGUUUUUGCUUUUCAGAAAUAGUCUUGCCAUGCAACCCAGGCUGGCCUCGAACCAAUUAUAAUUCUGUUUCAACCUCUAGAGCGUGUGGGUGAAAGAUGUCUGCUUCCACACCUAGCAUCAGUAGUUCAUACUCCCCUCACCCGUUUGAAUUCUCCAGAAACGGUUUCUCCGUGUAGUACUGGCCAUCCCAGAACUCCAGACCACGCUGGUCUCAUCUCUCGAGAUGCACCUGUCUCUGCCUCCCUAGUGCUUGGAUUAAAGGUGUGUGCCACCACCACCUAACAUUCUUAGACCUUUUCAAACUCCAUGCUUCACAUUUUUGCUCUAGAAAACUGUCUCUAUUGUAGUUAAUUUUUUUUUAAAGAUUUAUUCAUUUAUUAUAUAUAAGUACACUGUAGCUGUCUUCAGACACACCAGAAGAGGGCAUCAGAUCCUAUUACAGAUGGUUGUGAGCCACCAUGUGGUUGCUGGGAAUUGAACUCAGGACCUCUGGAGGAGCAGUCAGUGCUCUAACCACUGAGCCAUCUCUCUAGCCUGUAGUUAAUUUUUAAAAUUAUGUGUCUGUUUAGAUCUGUGCACAUCCAUGUAGUUCCUGAAGAGGCCAAAAGGGGGUGUCGGAUCUCCUGGGGGUGGAGUUAGUAGUGAGUGUGAGCUGUCCCAUAGAGGGGGAUGGAACUGAGUCAUGGUCUCAAGACUGUUCUGUGCAAGAAAGUGGCACUGACCAUUUCUCUAGCCCCUAGAAAAUUACCUUGAAGGUGUGUAUGUGAGAUGAAGGAGUAUUUAAGUACAGCUAUGGAAACCUAAAAGACCUUAAAGAUAAUUCAAAACAAAAAGUGCACUAUCGUUACAUUAAUUUUAAUUUUGUAAGUUUUUUUUUUAAAGCAGUAUAUAUGGAUUUAAUGGGCGAUAUCUUUUUGUACCAAAUCAGGUAUUUUUUUUUUCUUUAAGGUAGAUCCAUUCACUGGUGAGUUGAUAAUUACUCGUAAUAUGCCAGGAGGCAUAAACAGUGUCUUGAUUUCAAGCCUUUGAGAUUAACGGGUGGGGGGAAAUGACUUUUUGUGUAUUUUGCCCCCACUUCAUUCACAGGACAAGUUGUUAGCAUUUUUUUUGUGGACUGUCAUUCUCUUCCGUGAGCAGAAACCACGUUUAUAGUAUACUUUUUUGUUAGCUUUUCUCCCUCCCUGAAGUGUUUUUUUUCUAGCAUUUCUUAUCUCCGUGACCUUUAAGCUGUUUUCAGACCACUUUAAGAUUAACAAAUGUUAACUCCUGUCUACGCAGAGGGUAGGUAUAAAUGUCACUCUGUAAUCACAGAUCAACAUCACACUUAUAAGCUGUUUCUAUGUCACAAGCCAUUUUUACUAUACCUGUCUAUUUAAUUUUGUCUCCUGUAAGUGUUGCUUUUUCAUGUUUAUUGUAUCUUUGAUGUUUAUUGUCAUUUCUGUCAUCAUACUAAGAUACGUUGGCAUUAGUGGUUUCUCGUCGAAGACUGUUAAGUAAUAAAUCGUACUGGAUCUCUCCAUGUGCAGUGACUGAGUGCGCCUCGUCAGUAAGAGCAUUGCAUAGGUGUUCUCCUUUCGCUCACAAGGACCAAUGAGAUUGGUUAAAUGUAGUUAGGUGCCUCUUGAAUAUACUCAGAUGUGAGUAUAAUUCUGCAUUUGGUAAUCGUCGUUACUCGGAGGUCCUCAAGUAAUGCAGAGAAGGAAGGUUUAAUCCAUGAGCAUGGCUGGACGAAGGAGUGAGGAGAGGGUACUUUGCUCAUUCUCGAGAUUCAGAAUGUUUUAUGCUUCCUUGGUUUUGCGGACAGCCUUACAGAGUGGCCUUUCUUUUGUCAUACUUUGGGACACCUCCCUUCCCAGCAGAAGGUUUGCCCUUGCUUCUGGACCAGUUUUUAACCUUUCUGGGUUUCUGUACCAACACAAUAUUUCCUUUAAUAUACUGGUCACUAGUCUUCACAAAUACAGAUGUUCCUAAUUACCCAUUUGGUUGUGUUCUGAGAAACCUAUGGGGAAGGGUACAAUUAAAUUUAAAAAGUGGUAUGUA